AGACGCGUAGAGAGCGGCGGAGGACAGCAAGGGUGGCGGGCACCGGUGCCGGGAAGGGACAGGUCAGGCGGCGAGGGGAGAGCGCGUGCUGCCUGCGCCACUCGGGCUCAGACAGGGCCGGCUUCCCGAGGCCCAGAGGAAGUGUGUGGAGAGCGCGGCCCUGCUAGCCCGUGAGUCGGCCCCAGGUCGCGGCCGGUGAGUGGACCCCUAGCUUCACCUGGGCCGGCGCGGACAGUGACAGGUGCGCGGAGGAGCGCUGCGCUCCGCCCGCUCGCCGGCCCGCCCCCUCCGGGCCUGGCCCGCCCGGGCUCUGGGUGAGGCGUGGGCCCCAGCUGAGCCGCUCCGGCUCUUGGCGCCUGUCGCUGCUGCCGUCGCCGCCGAAGAGCGGCCGCCGCCCCUAAAGGAAGGAGGGAGGGAAGCGGCCGCUGACCCUAGGCAUGAGCUGGACGCGGUGUCCGUUGCAGGAUUAAGGAGCCGACAUGAACCUGCACCAGGUGCUGACCGGGGCUGUGAACCCAGGCGACCACUGCUUCUCCGUGGGCAGCAUCGGCGACCAGCGCUUCACGGCUUAUGCAUCUGGAUGUGACAUUGUAAUACUGGGAAGCGAUUUCGAAAGAUUACAGAUAAUCCCAGGAGCUAAACAUGGAAAUAUUCAAGUGGGAUGUGUAGACUGUUCAAUGCAACAAGGCAAGAUUGCAGCAUCCUAUGGAAAUGUUAUCUCUGUUUUUGAACCAGUUAACCUACCGAAACAAAAGAAAAAUUUGGAAUUAUAUAGUCAAUGGCAGAAAAGUGGUCAAUUUUUUCUGGAAUCAAUAGCACACAAUAUAACUUGGGAUCCCACAGGCAGUCGUCUUUUAACUGGUUCCAACUAUUUGCAACUCUGGUCCAAUACUAACUUGGAGAAGCCAACUGAAGAUGAAAAUCCAGAUAAAACGGAUCUUAACUUCGGGGAUUGGAGAUGCAUUUGGCAUUGCAAAACUGCUUCCCAAGUUCAUUUGAUGAAAUUUUCACCAGAUGGAGAAUUUUUUGCCACUGCUGGGAAGGAUGACUGUCUUUUAAAGGUAUGGUAUAAUGUAGAAAACUGGCGGACAGCUGUUACCUCUCCAGAUAGAAGUUCAGAAAAACAAUCCCAAGGAGAAAUUGACUUUUCUUUUGUUUAUCUGGCCCAUCCUCGAGCUGUAAAUGGAUUUUCCUGGCGUAAAACGAGCAAAUAUAUGCCUAGGGCUUCUGUAUGUAAUGUGUUGUUGACUUGCUGCAAAGAUAAUGUGUGUCGUCUUUGGGUAGAGACGUUUUUACCAAAUGAUUGUUUGCUAUAUGGAGGUGACUGUAACCACUGGACUGAACCAAUCAAUUUAACAAAUAACUUCAAGAGAAAUGCUUCCAGUAAAGAACGAGUUCAAAAUGCUUUAGAAGUAAAUCUGAGACAUUUUCGUAGAGGUCGGAGGAGAUCACUUGCACUCGUAGCACAUACUGGAUAUCUGCCUCAUCAGCAGAACCCUCACCACGUCCACAGGAACACUCCACUGCAAGCCAACGCACUUUGCCACUUUCACAUUGCAGCCAGCAUCAACCCAGCCACAGACAUUCCACUUCUUCCAUCUAUUACUUCUCUGAGUCUAAGUGAAAAUGAAGAGAAAAGUGGACCUUUUGUGGUACACUGGCUAAACAAUAAAGAGCUGCAUUUUACUUUGUCCAUGGAAGUCUUUUUACAACAACUUAAAAAAAGUUUUGAACAACCAUCUUCUGAGACCAGUGUAGAAGACUCUAAUCAGGCAGAUGUAAAAUCUGAUGAAGAAAUGGAUGAUGGUGUUGAUGAUCUGAAAAUAAAUCAUGAAAAGAAGGAAUUGGGUGGUGAUAAAAUAGUACCAAACUCAAGUUUUGCAUCAUUACCAUCAGCUGCCAUUGAUCAUCAGAUUGAAGUACUUCUGUCUGAAUGGAGUAAAAAUGCAGACAUGUUAUUCAGUAUUCAUCCUGUGGAUGGUUCUUUGCUGGUUUGGCAUGUGGAUUGGCUAGAUGAAUACCAGCCUGGUAUGUUUCGUCAAGUACAGGUGUCCUUUGUUUCCAGAAUUCCUGUAGCUUUCCCCACAGGUGAUGCGAACUCUCUGUGUAAAAGCAUAGUGAUGUAUGCCUGUACCAAGAAUGUUGACCUGGCUAUUCAGCAAGGGAAACAGAAACCUUCUGGCCUCGCUCGUUCCACAUCAAUGCUUAUCUCUUCUGGUCACAAUAAAUCAUCUAAUAGUUUAAAAUUAAGUAUUUUUACCCCUAACGUGAUGAUGAUUUCAAAGCACGCUGAUGGUUCUUUGAAUCAGUGGCUGGUCAGUUUUGCUGAGGAAUCUGCUUUUUCUACGGUUCUCAGUAUUUCCCACAAAUCCAGAUAUUGUGGUCAUCGCUUUCAUCUUAAUGAUUUAGCUUGCCACUCAGUAUUACCAUUAUUGCUGACAACGUCACACCAUAAUGCAUUAAGGACACCAGAUGUUGAUAACCAAAAGCAGCCUUUUGAUGCGGUAAAUGUUGAAGAAUGUUCUUUGACACAACAAACUACAAGCACCGUUGAUAUGGCAUUUCAGGAUCCCAAUGCAGUUUAUAGUGAGCUUAUUCUUUGGAGGGUUGAUCCAGUUGGACCAUUAUCUUUCUCUGGAGGAGUUUCUGAGCUUGCUCGGAUUAAUUCUCUGCAUGUUUCUGCCUUUUCCAAUGUGGCAUGGCUGCCUACUCUUAUACCCAGUUACUGUCUAGGUGCCUACUGCAACUCUCCUAGUGCAUGCUUUGUAGCAAGUGAUGGACAAUAUCUGAGAUUAUAUGAAGCGGUUAUUGAUGCCAAGAAACUUUUAUUUGAGCUUUCUAACCCUGAAAUUUCUAAAUAUGUUGGUGAAGUGUUUAACAUCGUCAGUCAACAAUCGACAGCCAGGCCGGGAUGCAUUAUCGCGUUAGAUCCCAUUACCAAACUUCAUGGCAGAAAAACCCAGCUUCUUCAUGUUUUUCAAGAAGACUUCAUUUUGAAUAACUCUGAAAAGAAAAGUCUAGGAAAAGACAGCAUUUUAUCUAAUGCAGGCAGCUCACCUAAUGGAUUUUCUGAAAAGUUCUAUCUAAUUGUAAUAGAGUGCACUCAAGACAACCGUUCACUGUUACACAUGUGGAAUUUACAUUUAAAGUCAAUUCCUGUCUCAUUGGAUGAAAAAGUAGAUACAAAAACAUCUGAAGCAGUUUGGCAGCCGGAAGAACAUUCUUCUUCUUCUCCAGAGAAGAUCCUAUCUCCUUUUUCACAGAAGUAUCAGGCUUGCAGAGCAAAUCUCCAGAGUACCAGCAGGUUGACUCUGUUUUCAGAAAUAGUUUAUAGCCAAGAGUUGCAUUUGCCAGAAGGAGUUGAGAUAAUAAGUAUUAAGCCAUCAGCAGGACAUCUGAGUUCUUCUUCCAUAUAUCCUGUGUGCAGUGCUCCUUAUUUGUUGGCAACUUCAUGUUCAGAUGAGAAAGUAAGAUUCUGGAGAUGCAGAGUAGCAAAUGGAGAAUCUGCCACAUCAAAGAAUGGAAAAAUGGAUCUUGCAUACAUUUGGGAAGAAUGGCCAUUACUUAUUGAAGAUGGACUUCAGAGCAAUAGUAGUAUAACUGUACCUGGUAGGCCUAUAGAGGUUAGCUGUGCACAUACAAAUCGUUUAGCAGUAGCUUACAAGCAGCCUGCAUCUAAUAGUAGAUCUUCUCAGGACUUUGUGAUGCAUGUAAGUAUUUUUGAAUGUGAGUCUACAGGAGGCUCAUAUUGGGUCCUUGAACAGACAAUUCAUUUAGAUGAGUUAAGCACAGUGUUGGAUUCUGGCAUUAGUAUUGAUAGCAAUUUAGUGGCCUAUAAUAAACAAGAGAUGUAUUUGUCCAGUAAAGAGAGUAUCACAUCAAACACAAAGCAUUUAGUUCACUUAGAUUGGAUGUCUAGAGAAGAUGGAUCUCAUAUCCUGACUGUAGGAAUUGGAUCAAAGCUUUUUAUGUAUGGACCCCUGGCUGGAAAGGUACAAGAACAGACUGGUAAGGAAAGCCUGACAUUUCCUCUUUGGGAGAGUACUAAAGUCGUGCCCCUUUCUAAAUUUGUACUGUUACGAAGUGUGGACUUGGUAUCUUCUGUAGAAGGCUCCCCACCUUUUCCUGUUUCUUUAUCAUGGGUCCGGGAUGGCAUCCUUGUGGUAGGAAUGGAUUGUGAAAUGCAUGUAUAUUCCCAAUGGCAGCCUUCUACUAAACAAGAACCUGUCAUAACAGAUUCAUACAAUGGGAGCACACCAUCCAUAAUAAGUUUAAUAAAACAGAGUAACUCAUCAAGUGCUGGGUUACCUCCUCCAAAGAAAACCCUGACUCGGUCCAUGACCAGUCUUGCCCAGAAAAUCUGUGGAAAGAAAACUGCAUUCGAUCCUUCAGUGGAUAUGGAAGAUUCAGGUCUUUUUGAAGCAGCUCAUGUACUUUCCCCAACUUUACCUCAGUACCAUCCCUUGCAGCUUUUGGAACUAAUGGAUCUCGGCAAAGUUCGGAGAGCAAAGGCCAUCUUGUCACAUCUUGUCAAGUGCAUUGCUGGGGAAGUUGUGGCUCUGAAUGACCCUGAAUCUAAUCAUGAACGCCGUCUUAGGUCUCUCACCAUCAGUGCUAGUGGAAGCACUACCAGAGACCCCCAGACAUUCAACAAGGCUGAAAAUAUAGAUUACACAGAAAUAGAUUCUGUCCCUCCACUUCCUCUAUACGCCUUACUUGCAGCAGAUGAUGAUAGCUAUUACUCAUCUUUGGAGAAAUCCAGUAAUGAAAGUACCUUAAAUAAAUCAAAUCAAUUAUCAAAAGAAAGUUAUGAUGAGCUGUUUCAAGCCUCAACUCUAAUGACUGAUACUCAUGUGUUAGAGACAGAUGAAGAAAAUACAAAGCCUAGAGUUAUUGACCUUUCACAAUACAGUCCAACUUACUUUGGUCCUGAGCAUGCUCAGGUUCUUUCUGGCCACUUACUUCAUUCUAGUUUACCUGGACUCAGCCGGAUGGAACAAAUGUCUUUGAUGGCCUUAGCAGAUACAAUUGCAACUACAAGCACUGACAUUGGAGAAAGCAGAGACAGAAGCCAAGGUGGAGAAACUCUUGAUGAAUGUGGGUUAAAAUUUCUUUUGGCUGUUCGACUCCAUACCUUUCUUACAACUUCGCUUCCAGCCUAUCGAGCGCAACUCCUUCACCAAGGCCUGUCUACUAGUCAUUUUGCUUGGGCAUUUCACUCAGUAGCAGAAGAAGAAUUGCUGAACAUGUUGCCAGCAAUGCAGAAAGAUGAUCCCACUUGGUCUGAACUAAGAGCUAUGGGUGUGGGAUGGUGGGUCCGGAAUACCCGCAUCUUACGCAAAUGCAUAGAAAAAGUAGCCAAAGCAGCCUUUUAUAGAAAGAACGAUCCUUUAGAUGCUGCCAUUUUUUACCUUGCAAUGAAAAAGAAAGCUGUGAUUUGGGGAUUAUAUAGAUCUCAAAAAGACACCAGGAUGACACAGUUUUUUGGACACAAUUUUGAGGAUGAACGAUGGCGUAAAGCAGCUUUAAAGAAUGCUUUUUCUUUGCUAGGCAAACAAAGAUUUGAACAUUCUGCAGCAUUUUUUCUUUUAGCUGGUCGCCUCAGAGAUGCAAUUGAGGUAUGUCUGGAGAAACUGAAUGACAUUCAGUUGGCUCUCGUAAUAGCAAGACUCUAUGAGUCUGAAUUUGAUACAUCUGCAACAUAUAAAUCUAUUUUACGUAAAAAAGUUUUGGGAAUUGAUUCUCCUGUCAAGGAACUCAGUUCAUUGAACAUAAAUAUACAUUAUGAUCCUUUUCUUCGGAGUAUGGCAUAUUGGAUUUUGGAAGAUUAUAGUGGUGCUCUGGAAACAUUAAUAAAGCAACCUAUCAGAGAGGAUGAUGAUCAAGUCAUGAUGUCAUCCUGUAAUCCCACAGUUUUUAAUUUCUACAAUUACCUAAGAACACAUCCUCUUUUGCUGAGACGUCAUUUUGGAUCAACUGAUAUGUUUUCCACACACAUGGGUCUAGCAGGAAAAAGUGGACUGGCAGGAACAAUUAAUUUAAAUGAAAGAAGAUUAUUUUUUACUACUGCCAGUGCUCAUUUAAAAGCUGGCUGCCCCAUGUUGGCUUUGGAAGUAUUAUCAAAGAUGCCCAAAGUUAUCAAGAAAACAAAACCUUUUUGUAGAGCAUCUAGUUUUCUGGAUACUAGUAAAGACUGUUCUCCUUCUUCACCAUUAAAGUUGGAUACAGGGGAAGAUAAGUCUUCUGCUGUUGAUUGGUCACAGUCACUGAUGAAUGGUUUUGGAUCUUCUUCAGAGGGUUCCUCAGAGAAGCAAUCAAACUCCACUCUUUCUUUUGACUGGAGCCAACCAAGUAUUGUAUUUCAGGAUGACUCUUUAGAGUUAAAAUGGGACAGUGAUAAUGACGAGGAAAAUGAGGAUCUCCCUAUUGCAAUGAAAGAACUGAAACCUUUACAGAGAAAAAUAGAUAAAAAAUUAGAGGAAAUAAGUUCUAAUUACACAGAAUCUUUCAGCACACUAGAUGAAAAUGACAUCUUAAAUCCAUCAGAAGAUAUAAUUGCAGUUCAGUUAAAAUUUAGAGCAUGUUUAAAGAUUCUCACAGUCGAACUUCGUACUUUAUCUACUGGUUAUGAAAUAGAUGGUGGGAAAUUGCGUUACCAACUAUACCACUGGCUUGAAAAAGAGGUAAUAGCUCUUCAGAGGACUUGUGACUUCUGCUCAGAUGGUGAAGAACUACAGUCUGCAGUUGGCAAAAAUGGAGAUGGAUUUGAAUUAAAUGAGGAUGCUGAAGAUUUGCUUCACCAAACAAAAGUGAAACAACUGAGAGAAAAUUUUCAGGAAAAAAGACAGUGGCUCUUGAAAUAUCAGUCACUCUUGAGGAUGUUUCUUAGUUACUGCAUACUUCAUGGAUCCCAUGGUGGGGGUCUUGCAUCUGUGAGAAUGGAAUUGAUUUUGCUUUUACAAGAAUCUCAGCAGGAAACGUCAGAACCACUAUUUCCUAGCCCUCUGUCAGAGCAAACCUCAGUGCCUCUCCUCUUCGCUUGUACAGCCAGUGCCAAAACAGUAGUUGCCAACCCAUUACUACACCUUAGUAAUCUAACACAUGAUAUUCUACAUGCCAUCAUAAACUUAGAUUCACCACCCCAUCCUGAUAUCCAAAGCAAUAAGGUGUAUGUAAUGCAUACUUUAGCAGCCUCACUUUCUGCUUGUAUUUAUCAGUGCCUUUGUGGUAGUCAUAACUACAGUUCGUUUCAAACAAAUCAGUUUACUGGAAUGGUAUAUCAAACCGUACUGCUUCCCCAUCGCCAUUCUUUGAAAACAGGAAGCUUAGAUGAAGCAAUAACUCCCAAUACGUCACCAGCUCAAUGGCCAGGAAUAACUUAUCUAAUUCGACUUUUGAAUUCUUCUGGCGAGGAAGCCCAGUCAGGGCUUACAAUCUUGCUCUGUGAGAUUCUCACAGCAGUGUAUCUUAGUCUCUUCAUCCAUGGUCUUGCUACACAUUCUAGUAAUGAACUAUUUCGGAUUGUGGCCCAUCCUCUAAAUGAAAAAAUGUGGUCUGCUGUAUUUGGUGGAGGUGCACAUGUUCCCAGCAUAGAACAGACACAUUCAAAAGCUUUACCUGUUUCUUCACUAGUUGAAGAAGGAGAAAAACAGAGCAAACGUUUUAGGCCAUCAAAAAUGUCUUGCAGAGAAUCUGCCCCAUUGACCUCUUCCUCACCAUCAGUAAGCCAGGAGUCACUGGCAGUUAAAGAGAAGUUCGUUCCACCUGAGCUCAGUAUCUGGGACUAUUUCAUAGCCAAGCCUUUUCUACCCCCUUCCCAAAGUCGAGCAGAAUAUGAUUCAGAGGAGAGCCUGGAAAGUGAUGAUGAUGAUGAUGAUGAUGAUGUUUUAGCAUCAGAUUUCCAUCUCCAGGAGCAUUCUAAUUCAAAUUCAUAUAGUUGGUCAUUGAUGCGAUUGGCAAUGGUGCAAUUGGUGCUCAGCAAUUUGAAGACUUUCUAUCCCUUUGCAGGUCAUGAUCUUGCAGAGCUUCCAGUUAGUUCACCUCUUUGUCAUGCUGUUCUAAAAACUCUUCAGUGUUGGGAACAAGUUCUUCUCCGACGACUUGAAAUCCUUGGUGGGCCACCUCAAAACUACAUUGCAAGUCAUAUCUCUGAAGAGAGUUUGUCUGCAGGUCCUGCAAUUCUCCGCCACAAAGCUUUACUGGAACCUACAAACACUCCUUUCAAAUCCAAACACCAUCUGGCACUGUCUGUGAAGAGGCUUUGGCAGUACCUAGUGAAGCAGGAAGAAAUUCAGGAAACCUUUAUUAGAAAUAUAUUCACAAAGAAACGGUGUCUAAAUGAGUCAUUAGAGGACAACAAUGAAACCAUCAAAAAUUCUAUGAUGGAGGAGCCAAACAUCAAUAAGAUAGAAGCAGAUUUGGGAUAUCCUGGAGGUAAAGCAAGAAUUAUUCAUAAGGAAUCUGAUAUCAUUACUGCCUUUGCUGUUAAUAAAGCAAAUAGAAACUGCAUAGCAAUCGCUUCCAGCCAUGAUGUUCAAGAAUUAGAUGUUUCUGGAAUUCUUGCUACACAGAUCUAUACUUGGGUAGAUGAUGAUAUAGAAAUGGAAACCAAAGGAUCAGAAGAUUUCUUGGUUAUACAUGCUCGUGAUGAUUUAACAGCUGUACAAGGUACAACCCCAUAUACACAUAGCAAUCCUGGGACUCCAAUAAACAUGCCGUGGCUUGGUAGUACACAGACUGGCAGAGGAGCAUCUGUGAUGAUUAAGAAAGCCAUUAAUAAUGUUAGAAGAAUGACUUCUCAUCCAAGUCUUCCUUACUAUCUGACAGGAGCUCAAGACGGAAGUGUCAGAAUGUUUGAAUGGGGCCAUUCUCAACAAAUAACCUGUUUUCGAUCUGGUGGCAAUUCAAGAGUUACAAGAAUGAGAUUUAACUAUCAGGGAAAUAAGUUUGGAAUAGUUGAUGCUGAUGGAUAUUUAAGUUUGUAUCAAACAAACUGGAAAUGUUGUCCAGUUACUGGAAGCAUGCCUAAGCCAUACCUGACUUGGCAGUGUCAUAACAAAACAGCAAACGAUUUUGUCUUCGUUAGUUCCUCCUCUUUGAUAGCCACUGCUGGUCUUUCAACUGACAAUAGAAACAUAUGUUUGUGGGAUACUCUUGUAGCACCCACCAAUAGUUUAGUCCAUGCUUUUACCUGCCAUGAUAGUGGAGCCACAGUUUUAGCAUAUGCUCCAAAACAUCAGCUGCUGAUAUCAGGUGGCAGAAAAGGUUUUACAUGUGUAUUUGACCUUCGCCAGCGACAACAGAGGCAGCUUUUCCAGAGCCAUGAUUCUCCUGUUAAAGCCAUUGCUAUUGAUCCAACUGAAGAGUACUUUGUUACAGGAUCUGCUGAAGGCAAUAUAAAGAUUUGGAGUCUCUCUACCUUUGGUCUUCUCCACACUUUUAUCAAUGAACAUGCUCGUCAGUCCAUUUUUAGGAAUAUUGGAACAGGAGUGAUGCAAAUUGAAACAGGGCCAGCAAAUCACAUUUUCUCUUGUGGAGCUGAUGGAACAAUGAAAAUGAGAAUACUGCCAGAUCAGUUUAGCCCCUUAAAUGAAGUGUUGAAAAAUGAUGUGAAAUUUAUGCUGUAACAUUUUCACAAAUAAGAUGUAUAAUUUAUUACCUACUAUGGAAGUGGCCAACAGAUAUAAUGUACAGUGAUCACCCUCUAUGCCACAAAUAAGCAAAUGCUUUCUUGUUUUUCUAUUUAUUUUAUGGAGCUUUACCCUUGAUGCACUGAUGCCUUAAAAAUUAACAAGGUCAUUCAUAAUUAGAUUACAUUGCCUAAAAUAGAAUGUGUAGGUAAUGCUGUUAUAAUACAUAUUUAUAGUACGUUAUACUGAGUAUGUCAUAGUGUUAAAGGACUUUUGUUUUCUUAUUGUUGAUAAACUCUUCUGCAGAUAUCUCUGCAUGAAUUUCUUUUACAGUAAAAAUACCCUUUUUGUAAAGGCAGUUUGCACAUAAUACUCAUCACUUAAUUCUCUACUCUCUUUCUUCCUUUAUCAGACUUAUACCUCUCAAAUUCUUCUCCUCUUAAUUAAUGAUAGAUUGACAUUUGGGUAAAAAUCAAACAAAUAACAUCUCCAUUAAAGCUAUCAUUGGGAUUUCAGUGAUAAACGAGCCAAAUGGCUCAUGUAGUUUUUAUCAUUUUCCCCUCUAGAGCCCAAGUUGUGUGUAUGUAUAUGUGUGUGUGUGUGUGUGUAUAUGUACAUAUCUUAUGCAUCUUACUUGAACUAGUUUGUGUAUAUAUAAGUGAAAACUACAAAUCUUUUCAUAUGUUUUUGUGCCAUAACAACUACUGCCACCAGAAUAACAACUUUUUUUGCAACUGUUUUUUUUUUCAUUUUUGAAUUCCCAUCCUAAUUUUCAAAUAAAUUUCAAGACUUUCAAGAUUAUUAUUUUUAAGAUUAUGUUGAGUCAAAUAAGUCUUAGUAGGCAAUAAAGAUUCUGUGUUGGCAUAUGUAAGACACUUAAAAGUGUGUGACUUUGUCAAGGGAUUUUUGAGCAUCAAGCAUUUUACUUAAAUUUUAUUUUAUCUUCUUAAUUUUUAGGUGCUUUUAGUCUCAAAGUUCUGAAAACCUUAUAGCAGUGUUUUUAGAAACAAAUGUGAAGACAGUCAAAUUAAAUAGAUAGUAUUUACAAAUGUAAAAUACCCUCCAGAAGUACCAUUAAUAGAAAAUAAACCUUAUAUUUUAUUAUUUAUGCCAAAAUAUUAUUUUAUUAUAAAAUAUGACCAAAAUAUUAAGAUUGCACAAUGCUUUUAACUUAAAUGUGCUAAAUCCUAUCUCUGUCUGUUUUGUGCUAUACCUUUUCUGAUUCAGAAUUAUAGAAAACUUGAUAAAUACUUGAUUUUAACCAGUAAGACUGCAGGCAGAUGGGACUAAGUGUUUAUGGGACAAUUAUAUACUCUUUAGCUUAAAUAUAUUUUGUUUAAUAGGAACUAUAAAAUAAGAGCAUUUUUAUGGAAUAGAAUAUGGACAACUACUAUCUUGGAAAUUAAAGAGUCAAAGCAUAGAAAUGAAGGGCUGGUAAAAUGAAUUUUGUAAUAUCCUCAGGAUACUUUUAAAAGUAUAUUGUUAAAGAUUUUGUAAAUUGUAUUUCAGUAAUUUUAAAUGUGUUGAGCAAGUUGCAGUGAAAACACUGUCAUUAUGUAGAGAGUUUAUAUGCACAUAACCUGUACCUAUGAAUUGUGCAAUAACCAUAUGUGACUAUUUUGCCAUGGAGAAAUCUGUGACAGCAUCGCAAACAAUAUUGUUUGAUGUAGUUAUUUUUCAAUAAUUUCUUCACAAAUCAAGAUUCAAAAGGCUUUAAACAAUUUCAGUGAGAUAGAAAAUUUACCAUUAUGCUUAUUAGAACGAAAGGCAUUACAGAUGAACAAUUAAGCAUUUUAGUUGAGGGUUUAUAUGGAUAACCAUAAAUUAUGUAAGCCCGUAUGUAUUUACAUCCAGAGUCAUAAUAUUUUAAAUAAAUAAAUCAUGCAUAGACCUUU
Molecule: messenger RNA, 11524 nt
Organism: Propithecus coquereli (Coquerel's sifaka)
Lineage: Eukaryota; Metazoa; Chordata; Mammalia; Primates; Indriidae
Gene: DMXL1
Product: Dmx-like 1
Exons: 44
Coding region: 480-9626 (3048 amino acids)
Biological process (GO): vacuolar acidification
Cellular component (GO): RAVE complex
Molecular function (GO): protein binding
Source: RefSeq, a predicted model, not a curated record